Angiostrongylus costaricensis is the source of this 906-nucleotide messenger RNA. NCBI's taxonomy places the organism in Eukaryota, Metazoa, Nematoda, Chromadorea, Rhabditida, Metastrongylidae. The record is from the annotation of a GenBank genome assembly.
AUGGACCUCGAGACGAGGGUCAAAGCAUAUCGCUUUGUGGCCUACUCUGCUGUUACUUUCUCAGUCGUUGCCGUACUCUCAGUAUGCGUUACUCUACCGAUGGUCUACAACUAUGUUCAUCAUGUGAAGAGAAAUAUGCACAACGAGAUUAACUUUUGCAAGGGUUCUGCUAAAGAUAUCUGGACAGAGGUGAACAAACUAAAGAGCAUUCCAGCGCCAUCCAAUCGUACUGUUCGUCAAGCUGGAUAUGGAGAUGCUGCCAUAACAGGUGGAGCUCAAGCUGGAGGAUCUUGUGAUGCAUGUUGCCUUCCGGGUCCCCCUGGCCCCCCAGGCACUCCGGGAAAACCUGGACGACCCGGGAAACCUGGUGCUCCAGGCCUUCCUGGUAAUCCGGGUCGACCACCACAACAACCAUGUGAACCAAUUACUCCUCCUCCAUGCAAACCAUGUCCUCAAGGACCACCAGGACCGCCAGGUCUCCCAGGACUUCCGGGAGAUCCAGGAGCUCCAGGACAGCCUGGACUUCCAGGCCAAGAUGGCCCACCUGGGGAACCAGGACCCAAAGGACCACCAGGUCCCAACGGUAAUCCUGGAGCGCCUGGACUACCGGGAGAACCCGGAAUUCCAGCACAGUCGGAGCCGCUUAUUCCCGGAGAACCUGGGCCACCAGGAGAGCCAGGUCCGCAGGGACCACCUGGACCACCUGGCCAACCCGGAAUUGAUGGUGCACCCGGGCAACCGGGUCCUAAAGGCCCCAAUGGUCCUGACGGGCAGCCGGGAGCCGAUGGAAAUCCUGGAGCACCUGGACCUGCUGGACCCCCAGGACAGCCAGGAGAGCGUGGUAUUUGCCCGAAAUAUUGUGCUAUUGAUGGUGGAGUUUUCUUCGAAGAUGGAACACGGCGCUGA